GUAGUUACAGUUCAGUGGCGCAGUUUUCUUUUGCAGAAAGAAAUUUAUGCCGCACAAUUUCGAGCUAAGUGUUUUCGGCAAAAUUUUUAAAGUAAAGAAACUUAAACUCAAGUUUAAUUUAUACUUCCGGGAACUAAAAAGUAGGAGUUAUAUAUAUUACAUUUGUUGGGACUUUGGGUAUCCGUGCGGUUGACCGUAACACGGUACCCAUGUGGAAAGUUUCCGUUCUCUCAUCUGUAAUUCUGCACAUUCUUUAGUGAAAUAUGGCUGGAGGAAACCAAGCUCGUGUCAUUCAGGUGACAAACAUUGCACCUCAAGCGACUAAAGAUCAAAUGCAGACAUUGUUUGGUAAUAUCGGAAAAAUCGAAGAAAUUCGCUUGUACCCCACUGUGCGUGAUGUAUCAUGCCCAGUACAAUCUCGUAUAUGCUACGUUAAAUAUUCAGAGAGCAACUGCGUGCCAGUUGCCCAACAUCUCACCAACACAGUUUUCAUUGAUCGUGCUCUCAUCGUUAUACCGGUGCUUGCCAUCCCAGAAGAAUAUCGUGCUUUGGAAAUGUCAAAAAACGGCACAAUUGUACCAGGUUUGCAGAAACCCGAUUCAAAACUUCCACCAGAAGUGGUUAAUCGAAUUGAGGGUCAAUCACCACAACAGGUUAUAAAAACAUACGAUCCAAAACUUUUGGACAACAAUUUACCGGAAUAUCCGGCUUUACCAUCUUUCUAUGACUCACGAAAAAUCGAGGAAAUACGUAGAACUAUAAUUGUUUGCGAUGUGAAGAAUGAAUGGCGUCUUGAUGAUUUAAUGGAAUGCUUCCAACGUGCUGGUGAAGUCAAAUACGCACGAUGGGCAGAAAAAGAUAACAAAACUUAUUGCAUGAUUGAAUUUUGCGAUCAGCCAAGUAUUAUACAUGCUCUUAAAAUGCAAGGACAGGAGUUUAAGGGCGGAUAUCUAAAUGUUUAUCAUUCUACUGAUUCCAUAACAAAACCAGAAGCAAAGUCAAACGAAGCCGCACAAGCUGAAAUAGAGGAGGCAAUGACUAUCGUUAAAGAAGCUCAAAAUAUGAUAUCGGCCGCGAUUGAUCCCGUUAUUGGUAUGCUAGCUAAGGAUAAACGUCGACGUUCCCGUUCACGUUCAAGGUCUCGUGAUCGUCGGACCAGUCGGUCACGUUCACACCGCUCCCGUUCUAGGCGUCGCUCUCGGUCUCGCACCCGUAAACGUUCGCGCAGUAAGUCCAAACGUCGUUCUCAUUCUCGAGGUUCACGUUCCCGCAAACGUUCACGAUCACGUAAACGCUCGCGCUCCCGUCGUAAGAGUCGUUCCCGCUCAAGGUCUAAGCGACGCUCGCGUUCUCGUGAUCGUCGGGCUAAACGUUCACGUUCGCGCCAUCGUCGCAGUACUUCAAGAACGCGUCGUUCUCGUUCACGUACAAAGCGUUCGAGAUCCCGGGAACGCAAGCGUUCGCAUCGCGCACGAGAGGAUAAACGUUCGCGCUCUUCGCGUUCUCGUAGUAAACGUCGAUCACCAUCUCUAUCAACACGAUCGCGUUCAAGCCGCAGUAAGGACAUUGUUCCACCUAUAAAAUCUUCAUCGUCAAAACGACGCUCCCGUACACCCGAUCGGAAGUUAAAACCUAUAUCAGAGGAUAUCGAAAUUAAAAGCACUCGUUCGAGUGUAGAUUCCAAGCCAAGGAAGUCUGUCAGCGUGGAAAAGUCAGAUAAUAUGGAUAUUUCAAAUUCACCAUAAAAAAGCAAAAGCAACGUUUCAAAUUUGACUAAUUACGUUACGUUUAAUUUCUUAAUACUUCUUAAGCAAUCAUUUAUAUUUGAAGUAGAAGUAAUACUUUGGCAAUCAAAGUUUAUAAACAUCAAUUUCUAUAUUCUCUGCUAUUAAACAUUUUGGUAUUUUAAGUAAUAA
Molecule: messenger RNA, 1916 nt
Organism: Ceratitis capitata (Mediterranean fruit fly)
Lineage: Eukaryota; Metazoa; Arthropoda; Insecta; Diptera; Tephritidae
Gene: Srp54
Product: probable splicing factor, arginine/serine-rich 7
Exons: 2
Coding region: 264-1745 (493 amino acids)
Cellular component (GO): nucleoplasm
Molecular function (GO): RNA binding
Source: RefSeq, a predicted model, not a curated record